UGGCAUGAAAUUCAUGGCAUCGUAGAGGUAUUAGCUUAUUCGUAUCAUAUUUUUCUUUGGAGCAGUACUGCUUAAAGGCCAACAUACAAGAAGAAGAAGAAGAAGUAUCAUAUUUUUUGCGGCGUGAUGGCAUCAUUAGAGGCGAGUUCCAUCAUGUAUGAUGUGGAAAAGGAAUGGAGCUUAAUUAAGAGGGAAUUUAUAAAUAUAUUAGAAAGAGAUUAUUUCGGGUAUAACCGACACUAUCCCAUAGAACCUGUCGGUAGCCGUGGCCGUGAUAAUUCGACUCAACGCUAUGCUACCGCGAUGGUUGAUCACGGGUACAUCGAACGAUUAUAUACGGGAAUGACGGAAGUCGUAACACAACAUCUUGAAAACAAUGUGCGAGAAGAUGUUUGUCGUUCCUUCGAUAAUAACUUCCUACAAACUUUAAAUAUAGCAUGGAAAAAUCAUUUACAGUCAAUGGACAAGAUCAAAGAAUUCAUGGUGAACGCGAAGCAUCCAUGGGAUCAUAAAUUAUGGGAGAAGAAUGUGUAUAAUUUUAUAUUCGUUGUUUUUCGAGAUCAGAUAGUCAGAUAUGAAUGUGUUAGAAACCAUUUACGGGAAACAUUAUUAGGUAUGAUCACGAGGGAAAGAAGAGGAGAAGAAGUUGCAGAUCGUAGCGCUAUAGAAAAAGCCUGCCAAAUGUUAAUGGUACUUGGAAUUAAAAAUUACGCUAACCGUAAUCUUCGAGAUCCUGAUAUUUAUCUAGAUAGACUUUUUUUUGCUAUUACAUAUGGUUGUGAGGACCUUGAGUAUUUUGAUUAUAAGUCCUAUUUAAAACCUUAUUUACAACAAAAGAACAAUCGCCAAGUUUAUGAGGAAGUUUUUGAAAGGCCUUUUUUACUACAAAGUGCUGAGUUUUAUAGAGAGGAAUCUAAAAAAUUGCUGAUGGAAAAUAGUGCAUUAUUGGAAUAUAUAGAAAAGGUUGAAGCCAGAAUCCGCAAAGAAUCUGAAAGGGCAAAACAUUAUUUAAUUCAAUCAACUGAAUCACGGAUAGUAAAAGUUGUAGAAGAAGAGUUAAUCAAAGUACCCAUGAAAACCAUUGUUGAGAGGGAUGUAGCACACAUGCUCAAAAAUACGCAAAUAAAUAAUCUUUAUAAAAUGUAUAAACUAUUUUCGAGAGUAUCAGACGGAUUGCGCACUGUGUUCGACUGUCUAUCUCAGUUCCUCAGAGAGCAGGGCCGUGCGUUAGUGCAAGAAGAGCAAGAAUCAACCACAAAUGCCGUUCUUUACGUCCAAAGCUUGUUAGAGUUAAAAGAUCGCUUUGAUUAUUUUCUAUAUUAUUCUUUUAAUAGAGACAAGAAUUAUGAAAAGAUGAUAGCAUCGGAUUUUGAAUACUUCCUUAACUUGAAUCCUAAAAGCCCGGAAUAUCUGUCGCUAUUUAUCGACGACAAAUUAAAGAAAGGCUUUGAAGGAAUGACAGACCUGCAGAUUGAAAGGAUCCUAGAUAAAACUAUGGUUUUAUUCCGUUUCUUACAAGAAAAGGAUGUAUUUGAACGGUACUAUAAACAACACUUAGCCAAACGAUUAUUGUCGAAUAAGUCUGUUUCAGAUGAUAGUGAACAGAAUAUGAUAUCCAAACUUAAGACUGAAUGUGGAUCUCAGUUCACAUCAAAGUUAGAAUGCAUGUUUCAGGAUUUAACAGUCAGCAAAACUAUUAUGGAUGAAUUUAAGGAUCAUGUUCUUACGUCUGGCACAAAUCUACAUGGUGUGGAUCUAAAUGUCCGAGUGCUCACAACUGAUUGUUGGCCAAUGCCAAUGCAAUCAGCCACUCCAUGCAGUAUGCCCACUGCUCCGCGUGAUGCCUUUGAUGCCUUUCGGCGUUUCUACUUAGCUAAACAUAGACGUCGAAAAUUAACGUUACAGUCACAAUUAGGUUUUGCUGAUCUAAACGCUGUAUUUUAUGGACCACGAAAAGAAGAGAGUAAUUGCGGAGGCUUGGAUAUUCCAUCAUCUUUGAGUUCUAUUGGGAAUGAUAGCGCAAGCAGCAGCUUAGUAAGCCAGCGAAGCAGCAUGUGCGGUACACCACGAAAGCACAUAAUACAAGUUUCCACUUACCAAAUGUGUGUGUUAAUGCUGUUCAAUAGAAGCGAAAGGUUAACAUAUGAGGAAAUUCAAGGUGAAACCAAUAUUCCAGAGAGGGACUUGGUUAGAGCAUUGCAAUCUCUUGCCAUGGGUAAAGCUACACAAAGAAUUUUACUUAAAGACCCUCAUACCAAAGAAAUUGAAUCUACGAAUUGUUUCUGUGUGAACGACAGUUUUACCAGUAACUUACAUAGAGUAAAGAUCCAGACCGUAGCAGCAAAGGAAGAAUCCGAACCUGAGAGAAGAGAGAUGCGCAAUAAAGUCGAUGAAGACCGGAAACACGAGAUCGAAGCAGCCAUCGUACGAAUUAUGAAAGCCCAAAAUCAAAUGGCUCACAAUAUACUGGUAACAGAAGUAACAGAACAGUUAAGAGGUCAAUUUUUGCCUUCACCUGUAAUAAUUAAGAAAUGUAUCGAAGGCUUAAUCGAACGAGAGUACUUGGCUCGUACAGAGGAAGAUCGGAAGGUGUAUACAUAUGUUGCUUAAAAUGCUGAAUUCAAACAUGAAUAUAUGAUUGGGAAUAAGUUGAUCGAAAAUGGUAAAAUAUUGAGUACGGCCGAUAUUGCAAAUACAAAGACAAAAAAAAUAGAGAUUGGGUCAUUAUUGAGUGCUGAAAACUGUAAGAUGAUGUGUUUAUAUCCAUUAUAAAAUAUUUGAUUUGAAUUAGACACCUUAUACACUUAUAUAAUAGUUAACGUGCGUUUCUAAUGAUACAAAAUACAAUUAAGUUACCGAAGAUGAUUCACAUUGAUAAUACCGCAAUUAGAAACUUUUCUACACUUGUAAAACUGUGAUUGUCUAUGAUAACAAAUACUAUAUGAAUACCCAGAUAGCACAGUGACGUCAAAUGACGUAUUAAUUCCGUCAUAAUGCCGUCUCUAACGUCAUUAAGACGGCAUUAUGACGGAAUUAAUACGUCAUUUGACGUCACUGUGCUAUAUCUGGGUAUAUCGUGAAUUUAGGAAGAAAAUGGUACAUUUACAUAUAGUUUUAUUUACGUCGAUGUCGUUUAUUUUCUUAUAUAAAAAACAUAUGAAUACACAAGUG
Messenger RNA from Temnothorax curvispinosus, 3171 nucleotides. Its product is annotated as cullin-3-like. The record is from RefSeq and is a predicted model, not a curated record. Bases 127 to 2610 code for a protein of 827 amino acids. The transcript is spliced from 14 exons. Gene Ontology annotation, molecular function: ubiquitin protein ligase binding. Gene Ontology annotation, biological process: protein ubiquitination; ubiquitin-dependent protein catabolic process. Lineage: Eukaryota; Metazoa; Arthropoda; Insecta; Hymenoptera; Formicidae. Gene Ontology annotation, cellular component: Cul3-RING ubiquitin ligase complex.